AUGUCUGACGACUUACAAGAUCAAGUUCCUGACAUCGUCAUUGAUGGCAAGAACAUGGAGCCUGAAGAAGAGUAUGAAGAAUACAGCGAUGCUGAAAACAACGAAGAACAGCCUAAAGUUGUUGCUGACGAAGAGACUUCGAAAGGAAGUAAAAGUGUAUCAUUUGCUGGCUUAGAUGAUGAUGACGUUGCCGCUGAUGGUUUAACUGCUGAAGAGCGUCGUCAAAAAGAAUUCGAAGAGGGUGGUGGUUUACCUGAACAACCUGACAACCCCGAUUUCACUAAAUUGAAUCCAUUAAGUCCCGAAAUUAUUCAAAGACAAGCUACUAUCAAUAUUGGUACCAUUGGACAUGUAGCCCAUGGCAAAUCUACAGUUGUGAAGGCUAUUUCUGGAGUUCAAACUGUUCGUUUUAAGAACGAAUUGGAACGUAAUAUUACUAUUCGUCUUGGUUAUGCAAAUGCUAAGAUCUAUAAAUGCUCAAACUCUGAGUGUCCGAGACCCACAAGAUUCAAGUCAUACGGAUCUGGUAAAGAAAUCUCUCCUAAGUGUGAGGCCCCCGGUUGUUCUGGAAGAUACGAGCUUGUGAGACACGUCAGUUUCGUUGAUUGCCCCGGUCACGAUAUUCUUAUGAGUACAAUGCUUUCAGGAGCAGCUGUAAUGGAUGCUGCUCUUUUAUUGAUUGCUGGUAAUGAAUCCUGUCCCCAGCCCCAAACAAGUGAGCAUUUGGCAGCUAUUCAAAUUAUGGCUCUUGAGCAUGUUAUCAUUUUGCAAAACAAGGUCGACUUAAUGAAGGAGGACUCUGCAUUUGAACACUAUCAAAGUGUUGUCAGAUUUGUUAAGGGUACUCCUGCUGAGGGUGCUCCCAUUGUCCCUAUCUCGGCCCAACUUAAAUAUAACAUUGAUGCUGUCAAUGAGUUUAUUGUGGAGAAGAUUCCUGUUCCACCAAGAGACUUCACCGCUUUACCUAAGCUCAUUGUCAUCAGAUCUUUCGAUGUUAACAAGCCUGGUUCUGAAGUUGAGGAACUCAAGGGCGGUGUUGCUGGUGGUUCUAUCCUUAAUGGUGUUCUACGAUUGGGUGAUGAAAUCGAGAUCCGUCCAGGCAUUGUACACAAGAACGAAACUACCAACAAAAUUGAAUGUAGACCAAUCAAGUCUAGGAUUGUUAGUCUGUUCGCUGACGAUAAUGAUCUGAAGUUUGCGGUUCCAGGUGGUCUUAUUGGUGUUGGUACCAAGGUCGACCCUACCUUGUGCAGGGCUGAUCGUUUGGUUGGCCAUGUUUUGGGCCAUGUUGGCAAGUUGCCAGAGAUUUACAUCGAAUUAGAGAUUACCUACUUCUUACUCCGACGACUACUUGGUGUUAAGACUGAAGAUAAGAAGCUGACUAAGAUUCAAAAGCUUACUAAGGGUGAGGUUUUAAUGGUUAAUGUCGGUUCCACUACUACUGGCGCUCGUGUCACGAGUGUUCGUGCUGAUAUGGCCAAGCUGCAACUCACUUCGCCUGCUUGUACUGAAAUUGGAGAGAAGGUGGCCUUAUCUCGUAGAGUUGAGAAGCAUUGGAGAUUGAUUGGUUGGGGCAGUAUUCACGCUGGUAGCACCUUGGAGCCUGUCGAGUAG
Molecule: messenger RNA, 1614 nt
Organism: Sugiyamaella lignohabitans
Lineage: Eukaryota; Fungi; Ascomycota; Dipodascomycetes; Dipodascales; Trichomonascaceae
Gene: GCD11
Product: translation initiation factor eIF2 subunit gamma
Exons: 1
Coding region: 1-1614 (537 amino acids)
Biological process (GO): positive regulation of translational fidelity; formation of translation preinitiation complex
Cellular component (GO): eukaryotic translation initiation factor 2 complex; cytosol
Molecular function (GO): translation initiation factor activity; tRNA binding; GTP binding
Source: RefSeq, a predicted model, not a curated record